AUUUCACAAAAUAAAAACCUCUCUCAGUUCUUUGAGUGAGCUAGGUCGUAGCUCUUGUGUGUGAUAAUUCAUACGUUGCAAUAGAAAAAAGAAAAAAGGCAACAUGGACGAAUUGGAUGGAGUGCCAAAGAGAAUUCUCUUUUAUCCCGUGAAAACAAGAACUCAAAUAGUCGCUUCUAUCUUAAUUCCAACAUUCAUGGAACUUUGUGUGUAUGUUGUGCUAACUACUGCUGACAUAACAAUAACUGUGCGUCAUUUCCAAUGUGGGGACUAUCUAUGGGGAGCACUAACUCUAACAUUCCUCUGUCUACCCGCCUUACUCUGCUUCAUCAUAAUCAUCGCAUCACCAUGGCAGUGGCCAGAUCAAAGUGAUUGCGCGGAAACCAAUAGCCAUUGGAAAUUCUUCCUCAGGCAACUGUUCAAUGUCUUGCUCUUCCCUCUGGGUGCCAUAUGGCGGUUCUGUCGACGAAUAUUCUGGUGUAUUGAAGCACUUUUUCAUGAACGUGAAUCAUAUGAGAGGCACCAUGCUGUCGGGAAAGCCAUUGAGCCUUCACCCUUCGAACUUUAUCACUUUCUGCAGGCCUUCACCCAGGCCGCCCCCCAAAUUAUUCUCCAAAUGAACAUUCUUCUGCGUGAGGAUGUCUUUCGGGACUACGAAACAACGAUCCCCCAAGUGAUAAGCGUUGUAUUUUCGCUAAUAAAAAUGGGAAUGACUGUGGAGUGUUUUCAGCGGUUUGAAAGUCAAAAAAUCGUUGGACGAAAUUAUCCGUGGCAAACAACAGAACAAUGUGCAAAGCACAGAAAGAAAUUAGAACAGACGAAAUUUACACCAAAAAAGUACUACAGGGAAAUAAGUGGAUUGUCCAAUACUGCUAUGGAAUUUCCGGAUGUUAUGAAAGGAUUUGAGGAGAAAUUUGGCUCAAAUGCCAAUGGGGAGCAUGAAAAUGGUGUGAAUGAAAAUGGUGGGGAUUGCAGGAAGACAUUGCAUGUGGAUCGGGAGAAUUUUAACAUGGAUAGUGCCAAAAUUCUUCGAAAAGCCUCCAUGGACUCACAAAUGGACGAUGGUGUAGUUUUACGACAUUCCUCCACCGAGGAUGAUGGUAUCAGGAAGUCCACCGUUACGCUGAGUACUACCACUCAAAAUGCAAAUGUAUCAGAGGAUGGUGGUAGUCACCAUCUCUCGGCUAGAGUGCCUACAGAGAGCCAAUUGCAAGAAGCACCGAUUUGGGAUGCAAUUGAGAGAGACACCACAGUUGUGCCCACCACUUUGCCAGCUAUUGAGGAGGAUGGUGAGUUGGAUAAUUUCGAUGAAGUUCCAAAGAGUGCACCACCACCCCGCCCGGAUUUGCCACCCUUUCGUGCUACACAAUUCUUCCUGGAACCACUGAAUCGUUUCUCCACGAUAAAGGAUAUGUUUCUCGUAAAUGCUGAACUAUACAUAAAGGAAAAUGUCCCAAGAUUGCCGCAGAAAGUACUAAAUCACGAAGUACGGACAGUGCAUAGAGGCAAUAAUAGGGAAUCAUAUAACUUUAAUGAUAAUUCCAAUCAUGAAAUAAUUCACGAGACCACCAAUGAAGACGGCAUAUCACUCCCAACAAGGAGAAAAAUGAUAAAUGGCAUCGAACAGGACGAUAUUCUUGGUAAGACCGUUGCAUUUAUGGGAUGGGUAUUGUUCCUACUCAUGAGAAUGCUAGCCCUAUCGCUUUUUGCGGUGUUCUACGUUAAAGCCACCGGCUACCUCUGCCUCAGUCACUACCUCCUAAUGCUCAUUUGGCUAUUUAUAGAGACGCGUUUCCACGAAAAAGCCGAACGGGAUUUGUUCUACAUUUUCUUAGCUUAUGUUUUCAUUUUCUCAAUAAUAGAAUUUAAAAUAAAAUUCCGAAAUAUACGAAUAUGGUAUCUACUGUACUGCGGUAUCGUGCUAACACAGAAUGUGGUCAUAACCCUCUGGUGGUACAUAACGGAUGAAUUUCAAUCUUGGUGGUUCCACUACUUGUUCACAAUGAUAUUACUCAGUGGUGCACUCAGUAUAGGGUGCCUCGUAACAUACUACAUUAUCCUCAAGCCAAGGGAUAAGGUACUAUUUGAAAUAACAAACCAAAGCCAAGAAACGUAGACACCGCAUACCAACUACAUGCUAUAGUUUUCUAAAGGAAAUUAAUUUAACAUGUUAUGUAUAACAAAA
Messenger RNA from Lutzomyia longipalpis, 2185 nucleotides. RefSeq lists its product as uncharacterized. Gene Ontology annotation, biological process: apoptotic process involved in development; phosphatidylserine exposure on apoptotic cell surface; engulfment of apoptotic cell. Gene Ontology annotation, cellular component: plasma membrane. Bases 104 to 2116 code for a protein of 670 amino acids. Lineage: Eukaryota; Metazoa; Arthropoda; Insecta; Diptera; Psychodidae. The transcript is spliced from 3 exons. The record is from RefSeq and is a predicted model, not a curated record.